Molecule: messenger RNA, 3283 nt
Organism: Pogonomyrmex barbatus (red harvester ant)
Lineage: Eukaryota; Metazoa; Arthropoda; Insecta; Hymenoptera; Formicidae
Gene: Pi3K59F
Product: phosphatidylinositol 3-kinase 59F
Biological process (GO): phosphatidylinositol-3-phosphate biosynthetic process; endocytosis; autophagy of peroxisome
Cellular component (GO): peroxisome; cytoplasm; phosphatidylinositol 3-kinase complex, class III, type I
Molecular function (GO): 1-phosphatidylinositol-3-kinase activity
Source: RefSeq, a predicted model, not a curated record
AAUAAAGGUUCAAUUUGAAACUUCGAUAAAAUUUCUAAAUAAAAUAAAUAAAAAAAAAAACCUAUAUUACAUGCACAUGUAUAUUACAUGCGCACGCAAGUGUCUAAUGUUCGUUCAAAAUUGAGUAAUUUUGCUAAACGUGUAAACGUCAAAUCUACAAUACCGAUAAAGCUCUAUGUAGCUUUGCGAAGCGCUUCGCGCAAUCUUGGAAUAAAUAUCGUGAUUUAAUUCAAUUUGAUUAAAUGGUGUCGUACACGCGAUUUCUUUGAUAGAUUCGAUCUCGACAAAUGGCAUAUGAUGGCAUACAACGCAUACAACAUUUACGCGCAUUGCAGUAUGGAGUAAUGUGGACGUGAUGUACGGUCUCACAGAGAUGGAUACGUUUUAUUAAAUAGAUUGCUUGUGACAUUAACACGAUGGAGAAUACUAGUGAUAAAUUUUUUUAUGUAUACAGUUCUUCGUUAGAUACCAGGAUACAAGUUAAGAUAGGUACAUUAGAGGGUAAAAGACACAGACCCGAGUACGACGAGCUACUUCUUGACCCUUUACUCAAAUACUCGGGUUUGUACGAGAGUGGUGGGAUUCGUGGAGAUCUAGCUGCAUCUCUGCAAGUAUGGGCUGGUAGUAGACCCUUAGCUCUGCCUGUACAUACAGCCUAUAAGCAUUUUACCACCCGCUGGAACUGGAACCAGUGGGUCUAUUUACCAAUUUCCUAUACGGAUUUGCCACGCGAUGCCCAAUUGUGCAUCACCCUGUAUGACUGUGCUGGACCUGGCAGACAACUUCCAGUAGGUGGUACAACUAUAUCGUUAUUUGGCAAACAUGGAGUGUAUCGACAAGGUAUGUUAGAUCUUAGAGUAUGGCCUGGAAUAGAGGCAGACGGUGGUGUUCCAACUAGUACCCCAGGAAAAGCUAGAGAUCAUGGGAAGGAGCAAAUGCAGAGGCUUGCAAAACUUGUUAAAAAACAUAGAAAUGGGCAAAUAAACAAGAUUGAUUGGCUGGACAGAUUAACUUUUAGAGAAAUUGAAUUAAUCAAUGAAAGGGAGAAAAGAGCAUCGGAAUACCUGUAUCUGACGGUUGAAUUUCCUGAAGUAACAAUGGAUGGAGUACCGUAUUCAAUUGUAUAUUAUGAAAAAGAUGGUGACGAGGUUUUUCAACACAGGCUGCAACCAGAUGUUGUGACACUACCUGAUUAUGAAAUUUUACAGGAGAAUCUUGUGGAAGCAAAACAUCAUAAAUUGGCGCGCAGUUUACGCAGUGGUGGUAAUACCCGCGAAUUAAAACCUACCUCGACCGUGCGGGAUGCCUUAAACACAAUAUUGGGAUAUCCCCCGACCACGGCGCUUUCUACCGAGGAACAGGAUUUGAUUUGGAAGUAUAGAUUUUAUUUAUCUAGUCAAAAGAAAGCAUUAACUAAGUUUGUAAAGUGCGUUAACUGGAAAGUCGCUGGUGAAGAACGUCAAGCUUUGGAGAUGCUAGCUUUAUGGGCUCCACCGGAUUCUGAGGACGCUUUAGAAUUGCUGGGACCUGCAUUCACUCAUCCAGCUAUUAGAAGAUAUGCAAUUAGUAGGCUCAACCAAGCUCCUGACGAUGAUCUAAUGUUGUACCUGUUGCAAUUGGUGCAGGCGUUAAAAUACGAAGACUUUGAAAGUAUUAAGAUUGCUCAUCAAGCCAUGUUGAAGGAGAAGGAGGAAAGAGUAGAAUCAAAAAAUUGGAGCACUGAAAAAUUGGAGAAAGCAGAAAGAACCGAAAAAUUAGAUAAAGAGGUGAAAAAUAGCGAUUCUACAUCUACUCCGGUUACGACUUCUAGCGAAUCGGAGAGUCAAUUGUCGGCGAGCCAAGAACCGCUUAUGGAUCUAGCGUCGUUUCUGAUUACUCGUGCUUGUCAGAACUCGAUGCUGGCCAAUUAUUUCUAUUGGUAUCUUUCUAUUGAAUGCGAGGAUCAAACUGAUCCCGCGAUAAGCGCUAAACAAGAUACACGAGUUAGGGAAAUGUAUGUUACCGUAAUGAAAAUGUUUUCCAUGAUGUUAGCGCAAGGAAAUACCAUCUGGCAAAAGAGAAGAGCGUUCCUCUUACGGCAGAAGGUGUUUAUCGACCAAUUGGUAUUUUUAGUAAAAGCGGUCGCACGAGAAAGCGGAAAUCGGAAGAAAAAAACUGACAGAUUGAGAGCGUUAUUGACGGAUCCAGAUCCGACCUUUAAAAUUAAUUUUUCGAAUUUCGAGCCGAUACCUUUUCCUUUGGAUCCUGAAAUUUGUAUCAAGGGAAUUAUUCCAGAAAAGGCGAGCCUCUUCAAAUCUGCGCUCAUGCCAUCGAAACUUACAUUCUUAACAACAGAUAAUACCGAAUAUAUUGCCAUCUUUAAACACGGAGACGAUUUACGACAAGAUCAAUUAAUUUUACAAACAAUAGCACUUAUGGAUAAAUUAUUAAGAAGGGAAAAUCUAGAUUUGAAACUAACUCCGUAUAGGGUGCUGGCAACAAGCACUAAGCAUGGUUUUGUACAAUUUAUCGAAUCCACAACGGUUGCGGAGGUCUUAGCUAGCGAAGGUUCGAUAUUGAAUUUUUUUCGAAAACAUCAUCCCUCUGAAACUGGACCUUAUGGAGUGGUACCCGAAGUCAUGGAUACUUAUGUUCGUAGUUGUGCUGGUUAUUGCAUAAUUACGUAUGUACUGGGUGUCGGCGAUCGCCACUUGGAUAAUUUACUUCUUACAGCAUCAGGCAAACUUUUCCAUAUCGAUUUUGGCUAUAUUUUGGGUAGAGAUCCGAAACCUUUGCCUCCUCCGAUGAAACUCAGCAAAGAGAUGGUCGAAGCUAUGGGCGGCGUUGGUUCUGAACAUUAUCACGAAUUCCGAAAACAAUGUUACACGGCAUUUCUACAUUUACGUAGACACGCUAAUUUGAUAUUGAAUCUGUUUUCGUUGAUGGUAGAUGCCAGCGUGCCUGAUAUCGCCCUGGAACCGGAUAAAGCUGUAAAGAAAGUCCAGGACAAAUUGCGAUUAGAUUUGAGCGAUGAAGAAGCUGUGCACUAUGUGCAUAAUCUUUUAGAUUUGUCGGUCACUGCCGUGAUGGCUGUGCUGGUAGAACAACUUCACAAAUUCGCACAAUAUUGGAGAAAGUAAUAAAAUGUAAAUGAUGUACAGCGAAAUUAUACAAAUUGUGUUCCUUUUAAAUACUAAGUUAUCAUAUUGUAUAUAAAACGACCACAACGUGUUUAUAAAAUAUCAAUAUAAUUUAUUGUACUUUGGGGAUAUUUUAAGUAAUAAAUCUUUGUGAUAAGAAUGAU